CUUUAUGAGUGCUCCUCGCCACUCUAUCCCCUACUGAGUCCAUCCCGUUGGAUUGUAUCAUAUACUUUCUCUACUUCUAAGGCAACCAAGGGCCUGCUCUCUUUCUUGUUUCCUAUCUACUCCCACCGCGUCCUAUCUUAGUCUCCGCCUGUAGACGAUACUCACGGGUCUGAGUCCUUCGAUUCGACGACAUGACGAGCACCGUCGACGCUGCUGCUUCCCUCUCUGUUGCCCUCGCGGCGGCCUCUUCCGCCUCUGCUGCUGCUGCUGCCGCCGCUACCGAGGCUGCUAUCUCCGCUGCUAUCGAAAGUUCCGCUGGGACGACAUUUGGAGCGCUGUUGGAUGGUGGUUUGGUAGCAUUCCUCCUGUAUGGGUUUGCGUGUGCGCAGACAUGGGAAUAUUUCGUGAGGUAUAGGAGCGAUGGGUCAUACAUGAAAGUUCUUGUUGGACUCAUUUGGGCCCUUAACACAGUGCAUCGAUUUUUCGACGUCAACAUGUUGUGGUUCUAUUUGGUCUCAAGAGGAGAUGGCAACAUUUUGAACCUCCUGUCUGCGAAUUGGAGCAUCCUGGCCAGACUGUUUCCUUCCGAAAUUGCUAUCACACUCGUUCAAUGUUUCUUCGUGAUGAGGAUCUGGCUAUUUUCCGAACGAAGGGCCGUAUCUUGGAUUCUGCUGGUGCCUAUCGUGGCUAGCCUAGCAUUCGCCAUGGCUUAUAUUGUCAGAGCAUUCCAAUUCCCAGAGUUUUCCGAUGCACCAAAACAGAAGUGGAUUGUGAUAUGCUAUUCCUCGAUCCGCGCCGGAACGGACAUCUUGAUCUCGCUCGUCCUGUCCUGGUUAUUGUAUCAGAAGGGCAAAGUGUCCAUGAGCCACCUCAAGGGAGUUUUGCGGAUUUUGUUCCAAUACACAAUCACCACAGGAGUCCUCGCUAGUUCAAUGGCUACACUUGUUGUUAUCAUGUUCGUAUGCAGGCCAGAUAAUCUGGUAUAUAUCGGCCUCUACGACGUUUACGGGAUCCUCUUCUUCAACUGUAUGAUGGCCUCCCUGAACAGCCGCGAAAAUCUCCGCGCCGUCGCCCAUCGCGAUCACAUCCUUUCCGACCUCAGCUCUGGCCACAACUCCGUCCGAGUCCAAGUCCCCGUCGUGCAAACGGUGGAAUACACCUUCGACGACCGCGAGGUCUCCAAGUCCCGUUUCACCGAGAGCCACCAGACGUCGGCCCGGACGACACAAGAGGACGCCGAGGCCAACUAUCAGGAGACAAAAUAGCUGCUUCGCAUAGACUUUGGUCUUGGAUCGGACAGGCAACCUUCUGAAAGAAGUCGUGGCUUUUAGACCUGUAUAACAUUCAACUCUUGCGGUAUUCAUUUCCAAAAGAGACCGUGGGCGGGGGCGGCGAUGUUUGGUUAUGCUUUGUACUUGUAGGGCAGAUUUUCUGGGUGGAUUUUUUUUGUGCUAGUUAUUGUUUUUGUGCUUUUUUAUCUCCACUCAUUUAUGGUCCCCCAUUCGGUUGUCACUCUUAUGGACUCGUUUUACUGUUGUCCCCUUAUCUCACUUGUGUAACGGCAGUGCGCAAGCCUUUUCAUGUCAUAUACCCCGUCCAUGGCUAGAUUCUUAGACACAUGAUAAUGUCUUCCAAAACCGAAGACGUCUUGGAGCCCUUCGUAAAUAGGGUUUCCU
Molecule: messenger RNA, 1676 nt
Organism: Stereum hirsutum FP-91666 SS1
Lineage: Eukaryota; Fungi; Basidiomycota; Agaricomycetes; Russulales; Stereaceae
Exons: 19
Coding region: 192-1265 (357 amino acids)
Source: RefSeq, a predicted model, not a curated record